Peromyscus maniculatus bairdii (prairie deer mouse) is the source of this 10875-nucleotide messenger RNA. RefSeq names its product mitogen-activated protein kinase kinase kinase 2 (gene Map3k2). The record is from RefSeq and is a predicted model, not a curated record. NCBI's taxonomy places the organism in Eukaryota, Metazoa, Chordata, Mammalia, Rodentia, Cricetidae. Gene Ontology annotation, biological process: protein phosphorylation. Gene Ontology annotation, molecular function: ATP binding; protein kinase activity; protein binding.
CUUCGGGCCUCGGGGGGGCCCAGUGAGGCGCCGCUCCUGGGGGGCGCGGUGACAGGCCGUGCGGGGGCGGAGGGGCCAGCUCGGUGGCCUCCUCUCGGCCCUCGGCUCCGCGAUCCCCGCCCAGCGGCCGGCAAUAAAGAAUGUUGAUGAGAGAACCAUUGUCCUUUUCCCCAAAUUAUUGAGCUGGUUGUCAUCAUGGAUGAUCAGCAAGCUUUGAAUUCAAUCAUGCAAGAUUUGGCUGUCCUUCAUAAGGCCAGUCGGCCAGCAUUAUCUCUACAGGAAACAAGAAAAGCAAAACCUACAUCACCAAAAAAACAGAAUGAUGUCCGAGUCAAAUUUGAACAUAGAGGAGAAAAAAGAAUCUUGCAGGUUACCAGACCAGUUAAACUAGAAGAUCUGAGGUCUAAGUCUAAAGUUGCCUUUGGGCAGUCUAUGGAUCUGCACUAUACCAACAACGAGUUGGUAAUUCCAUUAACUACUCAAGAUGACUUAGACAAAGCUGUGGAACUGCUGGACCGGAGUAUUCAUAUGAAGAGUCUCAAGAUAUUACUUGUAACAAAUGGAAAUACACAGACUGCUAAUUUAGAGCCGUCACCGUCAUCAGAAGAUUUGAGUAAUACACAACUUGGUGCAGAGAGGAAGAAGCGGCUGUCUGUAGUAGGUCCCACUAAUAGAGAUAGAAGUUCCCCUCCCCCAGGAUACAUUCCAGAUGAACUACACGAGAUUGCCCGGAAUGGGUCAUUCACUAGCAUCAACAGUGAAGGAGAGUUCAUUCCAGAGAGCAUGGACCAAAUGCUGGAUCCAUUGUCUUUAAGCAGCCCUGAAAAUUCUGGCUCAGGAAGCUGUCCAUCACUUGAUAGCCCUUUGGAUGGAGAAAACUAUCCCAAAUCACGGAUGCCUAGGGCACAGAGCUACCCAGAUAAUCAUCAGGAGUUUUCAGACUAUGAUAACCCUAUCUUUGAGAAGUUUGGGAAAGGAGGAACAUAUCCAAGAAGGUAUCAUGUUUCUUAUCAUCAUCAAGAGUAUAAUGAUGGUCGUAAGACUUUCCCAAGAGCUAGAAGGACCCAGGGCACCAGCUUCCGGUCUCCUGUGAGUUUCAGUCCUACUGAUCACUCCUUAAGCACUAGUAGUGGAAGCAGUAUCUUUACCCCAGACUAUGAAGACAGCCGGAUCAGAAGAAGGGGAAGUGACAUAGACAAUCCUACUCUGACUGUCACAGACAUCAGCCCGCCCAGCCGCUCACCUCGAGCUCCAACGAACUGGAGAUUGGGCAAACUGCUUGGCCAAGGAGCUUUUGGUAGGGUCUACCUCUGUUAUGAUGUUGAUACCGGAAGAGAACUGGCUGUUAAACAAGUUCAGUUUAACCCCGACAGCCCGGAGACCAGCAAGGAAGUAAAUGCACUUGAGUGUGAAAUUCAGUUGUUGAAAAACUUGCUACACGAGCGAAUUGUUCAGUAUUACGGCUGCUUGAGGGAUCCUCAGGAGAAAACACUCUCCAUCUUUAUGGAGUAUAUGCCAGGGGGUUCAAUUAAGGACCAACUAAAAGCAUAUGGAGCUCUUACUGAGAAUGUGACUAGGAAAUACACUCGUCAGAUUCUGGAGGGGGUCCAUUAUUUGCAUAGUAAUAUGAUUGUCCAUAGAGAUAUCAAAGGAGCAAAUAUCUUGAGGGAUUCCACAGGCAAUAUCAAAUUAGGAGACUUUGGGGCUAGCAAACGGCUUCAGACCAUCUGUCUCUCGGGCACAGGAAUGAAGUCUGUCACAGGCACGCCAUACUGGAUGAGUCCUGAGGUCAUUAGUGGAGAAGGCUAUGGCAGAAAAGCAGAUAUCUGGAGUGUAGCAUGUACUGUGGUAGAAAUGCUAACUGAAAAGCCACCUUGGGCUGAAUUUGAAGCAAUGGCUGCCAUCUUUAAGAUUGCCACUCAGCCAACCAACCCGAAGCUGCCACCUCAUGUCUCAGACUAUACUCGAGACUUCCUGAAACGGAUUUUUGUAGAGGCCAAACUACGACCGUCUGCGGAGGAGCUCUUGCGGCACCUGUUCGUGCAUUAUCACUAGCAGCCGGCGCCUGCUCCUGUGCCCCCGCCAGCCCCAUCCUCGGGUUCACCUUCUCUCUUACUGCACUUUCCUUUUUAUAAGAAUGAGAGAUGGGAGACAAAGACAAGAGGGAAAAGAUUUCUCUUGAUUCCUGGUUAAAUUUGUUUAAUAAUAGUAAACUAAAUUUUUUAUAUUUAAUCUUUUUUUUCUUUACAAGAACUUGAAACUUCUUUUUUUUAAAAAUUUUUAUAAUGUACUGAUGUGGUUCAGCGAUAUAAAGCACUUUAGUACAUAGUUGCUCUUUUUAGUACAAACAAAUCAUUUGGAAUAUAUAAAGAUUGUAGUCUUGCCCUGUAUCACUGACAUGGAAGACAAAGAAAAGAAAGUGAUGUACAAUUUGUAGUUUUUAGUGAUAGUAUUUAAAUAGAUCCUUAUUUGUGGGGUGGAGCCCUAAACUUGAGUUUAGGGUAGGUACUCAGCUUAAAGAAUAUAGGUUCCUUCUUAUAUCUGUAUUCUUUAGAUCCUAACCUCUGUCUAUCAAGCUUUUUUGCUCAGUAGGAAUCUUGAUUAGGAGAUGCGAAUCUCUAAGAGGUAUGUUUGUUAAUCCUAAGCAGUAUAAUAGACAAAUACAUUAUAGUGGAUCCAUGUUACUGGAAUCUGUAAGCCUUGAGAGACAGCUUUCUGCUUAAAAUACUGUUGUAUUUGAAAGCAGAUUAUGUGAAGCCAAUGAGUAAAUUCAACUAAAACACAGACGACUGCUCAUUAGAUGUAUGAGCAGUAGAAUAGACCACAUUUGCCAGUCAGUAGAAACAAUGGAAAAAAGAACCAAGUGUCAUUUAGUAUAUUUUAAACAUUAUUUACUUGAUGGGAAAGUCCCCAAAUGAAGGGAACUGAGAAAUAAUAAAAAUUGUAUAUACUAUCUUCCUAUUUCCAGCCCUAUAGGUAACCAUCUUCAACUCAAAUACCCACUUGUUAAAGUUCCUGUCACGAAAUAAAACCUUGUUCUUGGGAUCCCUGUGUACGUAGCCAGAGGGACCUCAGAAGAACAAACAUGAGGUAGAACUGAGAUCAGUGGUGGGGAGUCCUUCACUUCACCUGACAUCUGUCAGUGCCUGGAGACACUGUUGCCAUAACUGACACGGUACUGCUGCAUCUAGUGGGUAGGGGUGGGGUGCUGCUAAGUAGACUAGUGCACAAGGACUCUUCCCAGGAAUCAUCCUGCCACAGAAGGCAGAAGUGCCUAGAAGGAAAACCCAGUUAUAAGCCAAAAACAGCCCUUCACAAAGCAGAAACCCAGAUUUCAGAGGAAAGACGCAGGGCCAUGAGGGUCCUGAGAGGUGACGAUUAGUCAGGGGUGCACAGCUCAGCACAGCAGGCAACAGUCGGUCCUUUGACAGCUGCUGGUUGUGUUGGAAUCACUAUCUCUUUAGAAAUAAUGGAUUUGAGUAUUGAACCUUUUGAAUUUUGCAUCUCUGUAUAUUCUUUCCUUAAAAGUCAGUUCAUCCUUCUAGGCCCAGAAAAGUAUACCAAAACAAAGUGUUUGCUAGCAGUGGGAAGGUUAAAGCACUGCCAGAUAGUUCCAGUGUAAGCAUCUACUUAGAGCCAGGUCAUUAAAUGGAAAGACUAAGCUGGGGAAGAGCCCACUGUCUCUAGUAGAAUUAUGAGACUUGAAAAACAUGAAGGUGUCAGUAAUUUGGCCACUUGAAAUUUUUCAGCAUAUUAAACCAAGUGCUAAGUAGUUUAUUUUUUAAAGUCUAGAUGAUAACAGUCUUCCAGGAGACCCUGAAUGGGAUGCUUUUCAUCAGAAGGGACUAAAGAGUCUGAUUUCAUUGUUGUUAUUAUUGCAAGGCAUGUUUAUUUAGAUAUUUUUUAAGUACUUGGCUUCUGAAGUUAUGUAGAUCUGGCUUUAAUGUAUCAAGAUCCUAUCCAGCAUACCCUGUAAUAAUUUUUGAAAUUCCAAUAGUCUAAGAGUCAACGCACAGAAUGUUAGUUAACACUUCUUUACAGUGUCAAGCAAAGGAAGCCCCUUACAAAGAACAAGCAUUAGGUGCUGCUCACCUCAGCAAAUCUUAAUCUUAUGCUGGAAACCUAACGUGUGCGUGUGUUCUAAUUUCUUUAUCUUUUAUGAGUGAGGGCAUCUUUUCUACUUGAGCAAAAUUAUGGUACCUGGAUUGCUGGGGUUUUAUUUUGUUUGUUUUGUUGUUUUUUUUGUCUUUAGUCUGGUUGUGAUUUCUCUUUGGCUCAUAUUUGGUCCAUCAGGGUAACGUGCAGUACAGAAGAGAGACAAACCCUCUUCAGAAAGAUACUUGCACACUGGAACUCAAAGCAGGUGUUAGCUUUUUAACAGUCUCCUAGUUCUUUUCUAAAUUCAGUAGUAAAUAGCUGCAUCAGAAUACUUUUGCUUUUAAGAAGAAUAAAAUUAUAAAGACUUAAAAAUAGACUAAUAAUUUACAGAGUUAUUAUAUUGAAUAUGAUGUGAAUUUAUUUCAGACUAGUUGUGAAGGUACCAAAAACACAAUGAAAGUUUAUAUACAUACAUAUAUACAUACAUAUAUAUGUAUAAAAGUAUACACACACAUGUACAUGUGUAUAUAUAUAAAAGUGCAAACCUUGCUAGAGCAAAAAAGCUUGAAGUAGAUAGGGGUAUGGGACAUGGAAGAUCAAUCGUAAAUUUAAAAAAAAGAAGUUUUUGAAAGGAAACAAUUUGUCAAAGGAAGUAAAAUAUUACACUCCAUUUUUUUUCUGCCUAAUAGUAUGGGCUGACAGAUGAAGUUUGAAUUUUUAAAAAUGACUCUAAAUGUAUUUUGUUUUUUUAAAUGCACAACUGAUUCUUUGGUACUGCAAUGUUUCUUUGUGGCUGGGAAAUGGCCAGACUUCUGACUUUGUGCCUUUACAUGCAUUCUGCAUUGCCAGUAGCAGACUUCCGGUGCUGGAGCGAGAUCCACUAGCAGCGACAGAUGUGCUUUCAGGAAGCACCGUCUGCCGAGGCCCUGAGAGAUUCAAAGUGGUGUGACAGGAGUGAGUCAAGUGGAGACCUUUCGCAGUGCAAACAAAGGGUUGAAAACAUAACCAGUACAGUUCUUGAUGGAUUGGUAUUAAAAUGUAUGGAAGUUAUACAUACUUUGAGGUUUUCAGAAUGAAUGCCUUGAACAAUUUCAGCACUUUUCCUUGUUUACAAAAAUAUAUUUCUAACUUUAAAAACAUCUAUAACUAUUGCCUUAGAAAGUAUUAAGAGGCACAAUCUACAAUAUAUGAGAAGUCAAAUAUUAAUGCGCAUGCUGGACUAUAAAAGAAAUUAAAACUGUUAUUUCAGAAUAAAUUGAAUUGGCUUUCAUUUGAGUCUUACCUUGUUCCCAAUAGAAAUUACAUAAAAAGUAAAAGUACAUCUUUAGAAUAGCUUUCUGCUACUAAGUUCUGACAUUGGUCAUGUCUGACCUGUACUACUUCUGAAAUAGAGUUGUUAUAAAAUAUGUGAAAUCACUAAGAAAAUAAAAUCAAACCUGAAUAGAUUGGCAGAUGACCCAGCAUGAUGCAGACUCCUUGGCUAAUGGCAGAGUUUACGCCAAAGGUUUCAUUUGGGGUCUUGAGAACCUUCAUAUAAAUUCAGCUGGAGUCAACCAGGUACACAAAUAUAUGUCUUAUUUUAAUUUGUGUUUUUGGAGUCAGGGUUUUCACUAUGUGUUUCAGGCUGGCCUGGAACUUAAAUGCUCCUGCCUUUGCUUCCCAGGUGCUGGGAAAACAGGCAUGUGCCACCACACCCAGCUUUGUCCAUUUAAAAAAAAAAAAAAUAGGGUCAAUCUUUUUAAUUUUCUUACUCAAUAAUUGUGAUGUGCUAUGUCACAUCAAAUUAAUAUCCUUCAAGAAGUUACAGUGGAGGAGGAGAAUGGGCAGACAGUUACUUAAUGGCAUACCCUAACUCUGAAAGUUUAGCAGUGAUGUUUAAAACACUAGGAUUUUUAUAUGAAAUAAUAAGGAAGAAAUUUUGGAUAAUUGUUGACUAUUGUAGACUCCAAAGACAGUAACAAGAAGGAUUAGAGUAUAACUAUCCCAAUAUCCCAGGUUAGACAGCCUCUGUCAGAACCUGUUCUUACUACACCACGCAGCCCUAGUCUGUUCUGUGACAACGGAGCAUUUUUUCCUUAGCACACUGUAUUGGGGUUCUCCCUGACCCAGCUGUUGUUACUGUUUUACUUUGGUUUUUAAGGGGAAAAAUAACCCCAAACUUUAGUUUUUAGGUGUUAAAAUACCCAAAAUAUUUGAUAGAGGUUGAACUCCCGCCAAGUGUUUCUUAUGCAAAGAUCAGGUUUUUUGAGACCUUAUGGUUUUAUCAUUAAAUUUGGCAUUUACUUUUAGAUGUAACAUUCAUAUUUAUUUGACUUUAACACUGGUUAAACUUCAAUGAAAAGCAAUUUGUUAAUUUUUAGUAGUGCCUUUUUCUCUGUAUGCCUUAAUUUUAUUUUAUAUUUGUAAUUCGAAUUACCUAACAAAAUGAAGGUUUUUCCAGAAGCACUAGGCCUCAAGAGUUUAUCUGGCCUUGGACUGUGUGUUGGCCCCUAUGUGUUUCUUAUUGCUUAUUUCUUCCUCUUACCCUUUCUACCUCUUUUUUUAAAAAGUUCGCAGAAAAACAGUAGUUCUGAUUGCAGUCUCCACUAGAUGUGAAGUCCUAAAAUAACUAUAGAAAGGCAUUCUCAUUCUAAAAGACAUAGUAAAUUGAUUUUUUGAUUGAUUACUUGAUUUUUCAGUCAUAUUGGCACUGUCCAAGUUCUUUGUGUCUCGUUAUUCGGUUAUGGUUUUCAUAGAACUAGGAUUGUUGUUUUGCCCUAAAGAGCUCCUUUCACAAAUGUUGAGGCAAUGAGCAUGAAAUCCAGGGACAGCGAAUUCUAAUCCUUAGUGUUUAACAUGUUAACUGAUACUCUAGCUUACUGUUCUGUGAGUGUGUGUGUGUGGUGUGUGUGUGUGUGUGUGUGUGUGUGUGUGUGUGUGUGUUUGGAGCUGGGGCAGGGGUAGGAAGGAAGGUGUAGUUGUUCAAUUAGAUCUGUCUCUGUUCUUGGAAGAACAAUUGAAAAUGUAUGAUCUACUAAUGUGGGGUGAGAAUGGUCAUCCUCAAGUAGGCAUGCCAGUAUAUUUUCCGUAAGUAGCUAGUACAAAUGAUUGUUUAAUAAAGGUAUUUAUUGUAAAUUGCCAAGCUCUUAGUUGCUAAAAGUAGGUUAAAAUCAAUUUGUGUGUUUGUGUGUAUAAUAAUUAGCUUAUAUAUAAUUCUUAAAUAGAAAGUAUUCAAUCUUAGCUAUUUCUCCAUGAACUUUGUGGAAUAGAAAUUCUGCCAGACGUUAUCUAACCUAACCAACUUCCUUAGCUUACCAAGUCAUCAAAAGGAAAUACUGUUGUACCUCUUAUUGGUUGGUUAAGGAAGGUGUGCCGUGAUGCCACUGUUCCUACUUCUUAGUCAGUGUUCGUGUUGCUUUGACUCCUCCCACUGUCCAGACAGGAUGCCAUACGAGCUGUGGAAAUGCCAGGGCCAUCCUUCUCUCCAUUCGCACUGUUCAGAGUUGGAGAUGAUAAGUUUUCAGGGGAACCUAGACAUUUCUUUUCUCAGAGGUACUAAGAGUGGUCAAGGUUGAGCUUCAGGAAGGUAAGGGGGGAGUCAUAGCUAUAGUAAAGAAAUGAAUAAAUUGUAUCCAUUGCCUGUAUACAGUCUCAUAAUUCAUGGUUUGUGUGUGUGUGUGUGUUUUAAUAGACAGUCAUAAAGUAUUAGUCAUACGCUGGGCGGUGGUGGCGCACGCCUUUAAUCCCAGCACUCGGGAGGCAGAGGCAGGCGGAUCUCUGUGAGUUCGAGGCCAGCCUGGUCUACAGAGCCAGAUCCAGGAAAGGCGCAAAGCUACACAGAGAAACCCUGUCUCAAAAAAAAAACAAAUAAACAACAACAAAAAAAAAACAAAGUAUUAGUCAUAGGGUAUUGUUUCCUAACAGCAAAGACAUUAAAUAAGAGAAUACUCCUGUCCUUCUGCCUGAUGAUGUUUGUUUGUAUCUCAGUCUGUAUUACCAGAAUCACUUUAAACCAAAGCUUUUGUAUUCCCUGCACAUAUAGCCAAAAUGACUAGCCCUGUUAAAUUUGCCCAUGUGUAAGCUAAGAGAAUAUAAAUGGUAGAGCAGAUGCUAGUAGAAUUUGUAUGCCAAUCUAUCCUUCCAGGAAAAGGACAGGUGCUCAGUGUUCGCAUUUAGACAUGCAGAAUUUCCUUCAACUAUUGUGGAGCUAUGUAGAUUUGCAGACUUAAAUUUGUAUGUGUGCCAAUCUUACUGACGUCUUUUGACCACUGAUGUAUGUAGAUUCACAUUAACAUCUGAUUCCUCAGAUUGGUGGCUUAUUUUCUUUCUAGUGUCUUAACAUUAAUGAGCUGUGUUUGACUUAAGGGACAUUUAGACAAUGCUGUGAAGAAAAGUAGGUCAUGAACUGCAGUCUGCUUUGUGCCAUAGACAUUUGGAACGUACAGAAGCAUCUGCUCUCUAGUUCUUUAAAGCUUACAGAAUCUGUCCCCUGCUUAGGAUUUCUGAAUCUUGUAAUGCCAGUUGAGAAAAGUUUAUGACUGUUUUGAAAAGCACUUUUGUGUUUAUUAUUUGUAUGUUUUAUAACUUUUUUAAAAAAAAACAGUGUAAUCAGUGAUUUUAGCAUUAGCGUUACUUAGAAGGGAAGAUAAGUAAUUAUACGUUAAACUCUAGUAGAUGCUUUGACUCCAGGCUAUAUUUGACAUGUUCUCAUUUUUCCAAAGACUGUUUUUCCCACCUGCAGUAAGGAGAGUAGACAAGUGGGAAGCUACAAGCCAGAAAGGCGCAUGGGCAAAAGAAAGUGGGCCAAACCCUCGUGAAUUAAAACCACAUUCUCUAGGGAGGAGAAUACUUCUUUAAAGACAAACAGUUGUGGGUGGUUGUUUUUUUUUUAUAAUUAGUAAGUAAAAGGUUUACAUUUCUUCUAUUGCUGUUGGUUUUUAAAUUUAGCCUGCAUUCUGAAAUAUUGUAACCAAGUUAAUACCAAAAAAUACUUUUAAUGUCUGACAUCUCUUAUAUUUCAUGUGGUUGUUUUUACUCAUUGUAAAUAAACUUGGAUAAAUUUGAAAACAAACUUUUAUCUUACAAACUAUGAUUAUCAAUUUGUAAAUUUACCCUUUGACUUAAUGUAAAUUUAAAAUGUAUCCAUUAAAUUCUCUAUAUUUAAUGUAUUAUUUUCAGCAAAUGUUUUUAAUCUCAGUUGAAUACUGGGCAGUUUAUAAUUAUGUAUAAAUAUUUUUUUGUUUCUUACCAAUGUUGACUUUUUUGCACAUUUUCCAAACAUUUAAUUUGUACACUGAUUUAUAUGACCAAUAAUGUUGAGUGUCUGCGAAUCAUGAGUGUGUGCAUUGAACUACUGUCUUCGUGUUUGCACUUCUUCCAGAUGUAGCCCUCAGUUACGACGCUGCUACAGUACUUAGUAGGACCUUCUUGCUUUUGCAGAGUUACCUUGUGUGGUUCUGUCUUUGUUGAGGAACUCAGGAGUUCAGUGUUGCAUUCUAAGUUUAUCCUGUAUUCUGAAUCAGUUCCUAGGUUGAAAGUAUUCUGUAUCACAAGCUAUGGGUUUGUGUGGAGAUGUCCUUUUCCAUGUGUAGGUACAUGUAUAUAUCUUAGUAAAUUCUUAUUUUCAUUUCAUUUCUACAAUUUAAAGAACUUUAUGAUAAUUAAAUAUAUGUAAAAGCUUUCUGAAAGAUUAUUUACUAUAUAUAAAUAUACUAUAUUUUCAUCUGGCUGGUCAAAAUUAUUUUUUAAAUUUUGGUUUUAACCAUUUAAGCAUUUGUAGUUCCAGAAUUGGAUACAGCGUUUGCUUAGAGCUCAGUUAAAAUACUCUUGCAGUUAACAUCCUUUUUUGGGGGGUGGGAUGCAGGAUUGUUAAGCAGUAGCAAAACACACUGUCCACUAACAUGGCAUUUGACUUCUCAGAGCUGUUAAAAAAUGUGAGCAACUAAAUAGUCUUGAAGACAUGUCAAGAUUUUUAUAUUUCCAUUACUUUAGACCUGUCUGGCUAUUAUUUUUGAAUAUUUCCUUUAUUUCCAAAAUUUUCAAGUUUUAAUUUUUCUCUUACUGAGCAAAGUUAGACUGAGUCUAUGAAACAAUGCAUUGGCAUUGUGAUUCUUCACAGUUGACUACCAUUGUGUUAGGAAUCUCCAAAUACACAGAGUGUCUUUAUACUGUACUGUGUGUUUUAAGCAACCGGCAGAAAAAGAGUUGGAAAUUAGGUUUCCUGUCUGACAAUGUUACUGUAUUCAGUGUUCAGUGGAAGCCUUCUAAAAGUAUGUGGUGUUAUAAAUGAUUUGUGUUAGGAAUAAAGUCUCCAGUUGAAGUUGACUAUCACUAAGCUUAUUAGGUUGAAAGGAACCCAUGUGAUUAGAACCUACCAGAAGCCAGACACAGUGUAGUAUGUGCCACAUUUCAUACACUUUUUGGGUUUGUUGUUCAUUCAAAAUUGUGAUUGUAAAAAAUGUGUAAAAUUUCUUGAGUUUUAUAAUUUCUAUGUAUUUUUCUCUUGCUGGUAAAUAGCUUUUUAAAAAUUUAAUAUAAAAGAAACCAUGUUUAUAUUUUGUUAGUGAUUAUGAGUUUGUUUAUAUGGCAAUUUGUGUAUUAUUGACACAUCUUUAUUUAGAUUUGUCAUGCAUGAAGGCCUGCGAUAUUUAGUACAGUGAGACAUACUUUUUCUUUCCUGUUCAUCUUUGGACGGAUUGUAGUACAGAGGCUUACUAUCAGUAAUCUUCUGGACUGUAGGAUGGACAUAAAUGAUGGCACUUUGAGUGUUAAUAAAGCUGGUAUUUAUUCCCACUGUGA